AUGGGCCCGCCAGGCCCCGCGCUGCUAGCGCUGCUGCUGCUCGUGGCAGCCAGCACCCGGGCAGAAGACAAAGUGCUGGAAAAUGUGAGCCCGAGCUGUCCAAAGGGUACCACCCGCUUCAAGCACCUCAGGAAGUACUUGUACAGCUAUGAAGCCGAGAGCGCCAGCGGGGCCCCGGCCACCACCGACUCCAGAAGCGUCACCAAGAUCAACUGCAAGGUCGAGCUGGAGGUUCCCCAACUCUGCAGAUUCAUCCUGAAGACCAGCCAGUGCACCCUGAAAGAGGUAUACGACUUCAGCCCUGAGGGCAAGGCCUUGCUGAAGAAGACCAAGAACUCCGAGGAGUUUUCUGCAGCCAUGUCCAGGUACGAGCUCAGACUGGCCAUUCCCGAAGGGAAGCAGGUGUUACUUUACCCCAAUAAGGAGGAGCCGAAACACAUCCUGAACAUCAAGAGGGGCAUCGUCUCCGCCCUCCUGGUGCCCCCAGAGACGGAAGAGGCCAAGCAAGUGUUGUUCCUGGAUACUGUGUAUGGAAACUGUUCCAGUGACUUCACCGUCAAAACGAGGAAGGGCAAUGUGGCGACAGAAAUAUCCAUUGAGAGAGACCUGGAGAAGUGCGAUCACUUCACGCCCGUUAGCACAGGAGUGAGCCCCCUUGCUUUGAUCAAAGGCAUGACCCACACCUUGUCCACUCAGAUCAGCAGCAGCCAGUCCUGCCAGUACACCCUGGACCCCAAGAGGGAGCAUGUGUCAGAAGCCAUCUGCAAGGAGCAACACCUGUUCCUGCCUUUCUCCCACAAUAACAAGUAUGGGAUGAUGGCACAGGUCACCCAGACUUUGAAACUUGAAGACACACCUAAGAUCAACAGCCGCUUCUUUGAUGAAGGUACCAAGGAGGUGGGCCUUGCCUUUGAGACCACCAAGUCCACACCACCGCCAAAGCAGGCCGAGGCCAUUGUGAAGACCCUCCAGGAGCUACAGAAGCUGCAGGUCUCUGAGCAGAGCGCCCAGCGAGCUAACCUCUUCCGUAAACUGGUCGCAGAGCUGCGAGGCCUCGACGACAAAGCGGUCGCAGCCCUCUUGCCAAAGCUGGUCGAGGUGUCCAGCCCCGUCACUUUGCAAGCCUUGGUUCAGUGCGGACAGCCCCAGUGUUACAAUCACAUCCUCCAGUGGCUGAGAACCGAGAGAGCCAACCCCCUUCUGAUUGAUGUUGUGACCUAUUUGGUGGCGCUGAUCCCGGAGCCCUCGGCCCAGAGGCUGCAGGAGAUCUUUACCACGGCCAAGGAGCAGCAGAGCCGGGCUGCUUUCUAUGCCCUGAGUCACGCGGUCAUCAACUAUCAUAAGACACACCCCACAGCGACGCAGGGGCUCCUGGACAUUGCCGAUUACCUGUCAGAGCAGAUCCGCGACGACUGCACCGGGAGCGAAGACCACACCUACCUGAUCCUGAGGGUCAUUGGGAACAUCGGCGGAAUCCUGGAGCCGCUAAGCCCGGGACUCACAUCUUCAGUCUUGAGAUGCGUCCGGAGCGCCACGCCGUCCCUGCUGGUCCAGAAGGCCGCCAUCCAAGCCCUGCGGAAAAUGGAGAUUAAGGACGAGGUCCGGGAGGUUCUCCUUCAGACUUUCCUGGAUGACGCCGCUCCGGGGGAUAAGCGACUGGCUGCUUAUCUCGUGCUGAUGAGGGACCCUUCGCAGUCAGACAUGAGCAAAAUCACCCAACUUCUCCCAGGGGAACAGAAUGAACAAGUGAAGAACUUUGUGGCCUCCCACAUCGCCAACAUCUUAAACUCACAAGAAUUGUACGUCCAGGGUUUGAAAGAGCUAGUGACAGAAGCUCUGAAGGACUCUCAGCUUCCAACUGUCCUGGACUUCAGAAAAUUUUCCCGGAACUACCAGUUUUCCAAAUCUGUUUCUCUUCCGUCCCUCAACCCAGUCUCAGCCAAAGUUGAGGGCAAUCUUAUAUUUGAUCCAGAUAAUUACCUGCCUAAAGAAAGCAUGCUGAAAACAACCCUCACAGUCUUUGGAUUUGCUUCAGCUGAUCUCUUCGAGCUUGGUUUGGAAGGAAACGGCUUUGAGCCAACGCUGGAGGCUCUCUUCGGGAAGCAAGGAUUUUUCCCAGACAGUGUCAACCAGGCUCUGUACUGGGUUGAUGGUAAAGUUCCUGAUCGUGUCUCCAAGGUCCUGGUGGACCACUUUGGCUACAGCAACGAUGAAAAACGGGAGCAGGACAUGGUCAAUGGAAUCAGGCUCAAUGUUGAGAAGCUGAUAGAAGAUUUGAAAUCCAAAGAAAUCCCAGAAGCCAGAGCCUACCUCCGCAUCUUAGGAGAAGAGCUUGGCUUCGUCAGGCUCCACGACCUCCAGCUCCUGGGAAGGCUGCUCCUGAAUGGUGUCCGUAGUCUGAGUGGGAUCCCCCGGAUGAUUGAAGAGGCCCUAAGGAAAGGUUCAAAGAACGACUUGUUUCUGCACUACAUCUUCAUGGACAACAACUUUGAACUCCCCACCGGACUCGGGUUACAGCUGCAAGUGUCCUCCUCUGGAGUCAUCGCUCCCGGAAUCCAGGCUGGGGUGAAACUGCAACUCAGAGAUGCCAGGCAAAUGGAACUGGUGGCAAAGCCCUCCGUGUCUGUGGAGUUUGUGACAAAUAUGGGCAUCGUCAUCCCAGACUUUGCUAGGAACGGGGUCCAGGUGAACAUGAACUUCUUCCAUGAGACAGACCUGGAGGCGCGACUCGCCCUAAACUCUGGGCGUCUGAAGUUCAGCAUUCCAGCUCCAACGAGGCCAGUCAAGCUCCUCAGUGUCAGUAACUCAUUGCAUUUGGUCUCUACCACCAAAACGGAAGUGGCUCCACCUCUAACGGAGAACAGGAAUUCCUGGUCAACCUGCAGGUCUUUCUUCUCCGGCCUGAGCUAUUGCACCACAGGCACUUACUCCAACGUCAGCUCCUACUAUCCUCUGAUCGGAGACAUCAGGUAUGAGCUGGAACUGCGGCCUACGGGAGAGGUGGAGCAGUACUCCACCAGCGCAACCUACGAGCUCCAGAAACAGGACGAGGCCUGGGUGCACAAGCUGGAGUUAGUAGCUCAGGCAGAAGGUGUAGAGCAGACCGAGGCCAGGAUGACCGUCAGAUACAACCAUCAGACCAGGACCUUGACCAGUGAAGCACAAAUUCCAGACUUCGGCGUUGACCUUGGGACAGUCCUCAGGGUUAGUGAUGAAUCUUCUGAGGAAGAAAUGUCUUACAAACUCACCCUGGACAUUCAGAACAAGAAAAUCACUGAGGUCGCCUUCAUGGGCCACGUGAGCUGUGACAGGAAGGAAGAAGGUAAAGUCAGAGCUGUUCUUUCCAUGCCCCUCUUGCAAGCAGAAGCCAGAAGCGAAACCCUCGCCCAGUGGUCCCCCACAAAACUGCUCCUCCAAAUGGACUCAUCCGCUACAGCUUAUGGCUCAACAGUUUCCAACAAGAUGGCCUGGCGUUACGAUGAAGAGAAGACUGAAUUUGAAUGGAACACAGGCACCAACAUGGAUACCAAGAAAGCAGCUUCCAGUUUCCCCGUGGACCUCCCUGACUAUCCUAAAAGCUUGCAAACGUAUGCCAACAGUCUCUUGGAUCACAGAGUUCCUAAAACAGACGUGACUUUCCGGCACGUGGGUUCCAAAUUGGUGGAUGCAACAAACACUUGGCUUCAGAAGGCAUCCAGGACUCUUCCUUACACCAAGAAUUUGCAAGAUUACCUCAGUGGCCUAAAAGAGUUGAACCUCCAGAAGAUGGGAUUGCCAGAGUUCCACAUCCCAGAAAAUCUCUUCUUGAAAAGUGAUGGCCGGGUCAGAUACACCUUCAACAAGAACAGCGUGAAAAUUGAGAUUCCUUUGCCUUUGGGCGGCACACCCUCCAAAGACCUGAAGAUGUUGGAGACUAUCUGGAUACCAGCCAUCGGCUUACCAUUUUGGGGAUUCUACCGGCCACCUCAAGAGGUCCAGGUGCCCGCUUUCACCAUUCCCGAGUCGUAUGAGCUGCGGGUGCCUCACUUGGGCGUUCUAGACCUCUCCGCGAACAUCUACAGCAACGUGUACAACUGGUCCGCCUCCUACACCGCCGGCAACACCAGCACAGACCACUUCAGCCUUCAGGCUCGGUACCACAUGAAAGCCGACUCGGCGGUUGACCUGCUGUCCUACAGUGUGCAAGGAUCCGGAGAAGCAACGUUCGACCACAGGUACACGCUCACGUUAUCGUGCGGAGGAUCUCUACACCACAAAUUUCUGGACUCGAACGUCAAACUCAGCCACGUGGAAAAGAUUGGAAACAACCCAGCCUCCAAAGGCUUGCUGACAUUCGACGCAGCCAGUGCCUGGGGACCACGGAUGUCCGCGUCGGUACAUUUGGACUCAAAGCAGAAAGAGCAGCUGUACGUCAAGGAAGUGAAGGUCGACGGGCAGCUCAGGGUCUUUUCUUUCCACGCGGACGGCGCCUACGGCCUGUCCUAUCAAAGGGACCCUUCCACUGGCCGGCGAAGCGGAGAGUCCACCCUGAGGUUUAACUCCACCUACCUCCAGGGCACCAACCGGAUAACGGGCAGGUACGAGGAUGGCACCUUCUCCCUCACCUCCACCUCGGAUCUGCAAGAGGGCACCGUUAAAAAUACCGCCUCCCUGAAGUACGAGAACUAUGAGCUGAGUCUGAAAUCUGACACGGACGGGCACUACGAGGACUUCGCCACCUCCAACAAGGUGGACCUGUCCCUCUCGAGGCAAAGCGCGCUGCUGCGCUCCGACUGCCAGGCCGGCUACAGGGACCUGCGCGUCUCCGCACUGCUGUCCGGGUCGCUGACCUUCCACGGCCUCGAAAUCAACGCCGACGUGUCGGGCACCGGCAAAGCCAACACGGGCGUUCACAAAGCAACCCUGAGGAUCUCCCGAGAGGGCAUGUCCACCAGCGCGACCACCAGCUUGAAGUACAGUCCCCUGACGCUGGAGAACGAACUGAACGCAGCCCUUGGGCCCUCGGGGGCGUCCGCGAAGUUAACAGCCAACGGCCGCUUCAGGGAGCACAACGCGAAGUUCAGUCUGGAUGGGAAAGCUGCCCUCACGGAGGUGUCCCUGGGGAGCGCGUACCAGGCCGUGAUUCUGGGCGUCGACAGCAAAAACAUUUUCAGCUUCAGGGUUAACGGGGAGGGACUCAAGCUUUCGAAUGACAUGAUGGGCUCGUACGCGGAGAUGAAGCUUCACCACACAAACAGCCUGAACGUGGCGGGGCUCUCGCUGGACUUCUCAUCGAAACUCGACAACAUCUAUAGUUCCGACAAGUCAUAUAAGCAGACUUUUAACUUACAGCUACAGCCCUUUUCUCUUGUAACUACUCUAAACAAUGACCUGAAAUUCAACGCUCUGGACCUGACCAACCACGGGAAAUUACGGCUGGAACCCCUGAAGCUGAACGUGGGCGGGAACAUAAAAGGAGCCUACCAAAAUGACGAGAUAAAACACGUCUACACCGUCUCUUACGCAGACCUGUCGGCCAGUUUCAAAGCAGACACUACCGCGAAGGUGCAGGGCGCCGAGUUCAGCCACAGGCUCAGCGCGGACAUCGCCGGGCUAUCUUCGGCCUUGGACAUCAGCACAAACUACAAUUCAGAGGCGCUGCGCUUCAGCAACGUUUUCCAGUCCGCCAUGGCCCCGUUUAUGGUGACCAUCGACACCCAUACAAGCGGCAACGGGAAACUGGUUCUCUGGGGAGAACACAGCGGGCAGCUGUACAGUAAAUUCCUCCUGAAGGCGGAACCGCUGGCCCUGACUUUCUCUCAUGAUUACAAAGGAUCCACAGGUCACCAUCUCAGGUCCAGAAGGAGCAUUAGUACCGCUCUUGAUCACAAGGCCAGUGCCCUGCUCACUCCAGCUGAGCAGACAGCCACCUGGAAACUCAAGACCCAACUGAACAAAAAUGAAUACAGCCACGAGUUUGAUGCUUACAAUACGAAAGACAAAGUGGGUGUGGAGCUUACUGGGCGAGCCCUGGCUGACCUCACCGUGCUAGACUCCCCGAUUGAAGUGCCUUAUUUAGCCGAUGGUCCUAUCAAUGUAAUCGAUGUUUUGGAGAUGAGGGAUACUGUGGACCAGCCCCAGGAAUUCACUAUGGUAGCUUCUGUAAAAUAUGAUAAGAACCAAGAUGUUCACACUAUCGACCUCCCAUUCGUUCACCUCCUGCCAGAACAUUUUGAGAAGGGUCGAACAGUAAUUGUAACUGCGCUGGAAACCAUACAGACAGAACUGAAACAUAUCAAUGUCGAUCAGUUCAUGAGGAAAUACAGAGCAGCCUUGGACAAACUCUCACAGCAAAUGAACGACCAGCUGAAUGAAGUCAGUUGGGAGAAACGAGUUUCAAGCGUCAAGGAGAAACUAACUGCUUUCACAAAAAAUUAUGGAAUUACAGAAAAUGAUCUAAAAAUUGCAUUGGACAAUGCCCAAAUCAAUGUCAAUGAAAAACUAUCUCAACUACAAACAUAUAUGAUACAAGUUGAUCAGUAUAUUAAAGAUAAUUAUGAUUUGCAUGAUUUUAAAACAGCUAUUGCUAAGAUUAUUGAUCUAAUCGUUGAAAAAUUGAAAAGUCUUGAUGAACAUUAUCAUAUCCGUGUAAAUUUAGUAAAAACAAUCCAUGACUUACAUUUGUUUAUUGAAAAGAUUGAUGUAAACGAAAUGGGAAGUAAUACACUAUCUUGGGUUCAAAAUGUGACUGCUAAGUAUCAAAUCAGAUUCCGGAUACAAGAAACAUUGCAACAGCUCCAGACACAAAUCCAGAAUAUUGACAUCCAGCACCUUGCAGAAAAGUUAAAACAACAGAUUGUCGCUAUUAAUGUCACAGUGCUUUUAGAUCCGUUGAGAACUAAAAUUCCAUUUCAAAAAAUAAAGCAACUGAUUGAACAUAUCAAACACUAUGUUAAAAAUCUCAUUGAUGACUUUGAAGUAGCUGAGAAAAUCAGUGCAUUGAGAGCCAUGGUUGACAAGUUAAUUAAUAUGUAUGAAAUAGACCAACACAUCAAGAUUUUACUGGAUAAAUCAGUACAGUUGGCCCACAAGUAUAAGUUGAAGGAGACUGUUCAGAAUUUGGGCAAUGUCUUAAAACAAAUUGGGAUAGAAGAUCACUUUGAGAAAUUGGUUGGGUUUAUUGAUGAUGCUGUCACCCAGCUUAAAGCAUUGUCUUUUCAAAAAUUCAUUGAAGACGUCAACAGGUUCCUUGGCAUGGUGAUAAAGAAAUUAAGGUCAUUCUGUUACCAACAGUUUGUAGAGAAAACCAAUGUCAAAAUCAGCGAGGUGACUCAGAGAAUCAAUGAUGAGAUCCAGGCCCUGGGCCUUCCACAAAAAGCUAAAGCUCUAAAACUGUUUGUAGAGGACGUCAAGGCCAUGGUCUCCGUCCAUCUGGAAAAACUAAACAGCACCAAAAUAACCCUAUUCAUUGAUUGGUUACAGGAGGCUUUAAGUUCAUCAUCUUUAAAUGACAUGAAAGUCAAAUUCCUAGAAGAUGUACGAGCCUCAGUGUAUCAAAUGGACCUUCAACAGAAAGUUCAGGGAUACCUGGUCCUGGUAGGCCAAAUUUACAACACACUUGUUACUUACAUUUCUGACGUGUGGAGUCUUGCUGCUAAGAGCCUUACCGACUUUGCAGAACAGUAUUCUAUCCAAGGCUGGGCUGAAAAGCUGAAAGCACUGGUAGAAGAAGGGUUCACUGUGCCUGAAAUCCAGACCACUUUUGGGACCAUACCUGCCCUUGAAGUCAGUCUCCGUGUCCUUCAGGAAGCUACCUAUCAGACUCCUGAGUUCACAGUCCCUCUAACAGAUUUGAAGAUUCCAUCGGUUCAGAUAAACUUCAAAAAGUUAGAAGAUGUAAAAGUCCCACCCAGGUUUUCCACACCAGAAUUUACUGUCCUCAACACCUUCCACAUUCCUUCCUUUACAAUCGACUUGGUAGAAAUAAAAGCAAAGAUCAUCAGAAUCAUUGACCAGAUGCUGAACAGUGAGCUGCAGUGGCCAGUUCCAGAACUGUACCUGAGGGAUCUGAUGGACGUGGACACCAUUCUUGCUAGAAUCACGCUGCCAGACUUCCACGUACCAGAAAUCACAAUUCCAGAAUUCUUAAUCCCAAAACUUGACCUCAAAGAUUUUCAAGUUCCUGACCUCCACAUACCAGAAUUCCAGCUUCCCAACAUUUCACACACAAUCGGAGUACCUACUUUUGGCAAGCUGCAUAGCAUUUUGAAAAUCCAAUCUCCCCUUUUCACGUUAGAUGCGAAUGCCGACGUUCACAAUGUAACGACGUCAAUGAACGAGUCAGGGAUUACGGCUUCCAUCACUGCCAAAGGAGACUCCAAGUUAGAAGCCCUCAAAUUCAAUCUCCAGGCACAUGCACAACUUUCAUACCCUAAGACGAAUCCACACGUUCUGAAGGAAUCUGUGAGUUUCUCCAGCAAGUACCUGAAAACAGAGCAUAAGAGCGAAGUGCUAUUUUUUGGAAAUGCUAUUGAGGGAAAAUCAAACACAGUGGCAGGUUUACACACAGAAAAAAAUACAGUGGAGCUUAGUAAUGGUGUGGUCAUCAAGAUAAAGAACCAGAUUACGUUGGACAGCAACACCAAGUACUUUCACAAAUUGAACAUCCCCAAACUGGACUUCUCCAGUCAGGCUGACCUACACAAUGAAAUCAAGACCCAGUUUGAAGCUCAGCAUGUCGCAUGGACUUCUUCUGGGACAGGAUCAUGGAAAUGGGCCUGCCCUAAAUUCUCAGAUGAGGGAACACAUGAAUCAAAAAUUAGCUUCACUGUGACAGGCCCCCUCACUGCCUUUGAAUUGUCUAAUAAGAUCAAUAGCAAACACCUGAGAGUAAACCAAACCUUGGCUUAUGAAUCCAGCUUUCUCAACCUUUAUCAAUUGGAGGUCCAGUCACAAGUUGAAUCCCAGCAUGUGGGCGACAGUGUUCUCACUGCUAAAGGCGCAGCACUGCUUAGAGAAAGGAAGGUAGAGGUAACUGGCAACCAUGAUGCUCAUUUAAAUGGAAAACUUAGUGGAACUUUGAAAAAUUCUCUGUCCUUCUUAGCAACUCCAUUUGAGGUUACUGCAUCUACAAACAAUGAAGGAAAUCUGAAAGUUAGUUUUCCAUUAAAAUUGACAGGGAAAAUAGACUUCCUGAAUAAUUAUGCACUCUUCCUGAGUCCUAAUGCCCAGCAGGCAAGUUGGCAAGCCAGUGCCAGGUUCAAUCAGUAUAAGUACAAUCAAAGUUUCUCUGCUGGAAACAAUGAGAACAGCACCGAGGCCCACAUAGGAAUGAGUGGAGAAGCCAACCUGGAUUUCCUAAACAGCCCAUUAACAAUUCCUGAAAUGACUCUACCUUAUAUAAAAUUCAGAAUUCCCCCAGUGAAAGAGUUCUCCUUAUGGGAAAAAACAGGUUUGAAGGAAUUCUUGAAAACAACAAAGCAAUCCUUUGAUUUAGGUGUAAAGGCUCAGUAUAAGAAAAACAAAGACAAGCAUUCCAUCCCAAUUCCUUUGGACAAGUUUUACGUGUUUAUCAAUCAGAACAUCAAUUCCUUCAACAGGCAUUUUGAGAACGUCAGAGGCAAGGCGUUAGAUUUGUUUACCAAAUCCUAUAAUGAUGCAAGAAUUAAGGUUAAUAAGUACAUGGUUGAAAAAUCCCUGAACAAGGAACCCACAACCUUUCAGAUUCCUGGAUACACUAUUCCAGUAGUCAACACUGAGCUCUCUCCAUUCGCAGUAAAGAUGUGGACAGUCGGCUUUGAGAUCAGCACCCCCAAUGUCACCAUCUCAGAUUCUGGCUUCUCUGUGCCCUCGCAUACAGUAGCCCUGCCUUCCCUAGAGCUGCCAGCCCUACAUGUCCCUAGGAAUUUUCUCCGGUUCUCUCUUCCACAAUUGAAGGUAUCAAGUACCCCAAGCAAUAUUUUAAUUCCAGCCCUGGGCAAUAUUACCUAUGAUUUUUCCUUUAAGUCAAGCGUCAUCACACUGAACACCAACGUUGGACUUUACAACCAAUCGGAUAUCGUUGCUCACUUCCUUAGCGCCUCCUCUUCUGUCGUGGACGCUCUGCAGUACAAAUUAGAGGGCACCUCAAGUUUGACAGGAAAAAGAGGGUUGAAGUUAGCCACGGCUCUGUCUCUGAGCAACAAGUUCGUGGAAGGCAAUCACGACAGCACCAUCAGCUUAACCAGGAAAAACAUGGAGGCUUCAGUGACAACAACGGCCAAAGUUCAAAUUCCAGUUCUGAGAAUGAAUUUCAAGCAAGAACUGAAUGGAAAUGUCAAGUCAAAGCCUACUGUCUCCUCAUCUGUUGAAGUAGAGUAUGACUUCAGUUCCACCAAGCUGUCCUCUACUGCUACAGGGACCGUUCACCACAAGCUCAGCUUAGAAAGCCUCACUUCUUACUUUUCCAUGGAGUCAUCUAACAAAGGAAAUAUCAAGGGUUCAGUCCUUUCACGGGAAUAUUCGGGAAUGAUUGACAGUGAGGUCAGCACUUAUUUAAGUGCCAAGGGUACUCGGUCUUCAGUGAAGCUACAAGGGGCUUCCAAAGUUGAUGGUAUCUGGGACCUUGAAGUGAAAGAAAGUGUUGCUGGAGAAGCCACUCUCCGACGCAUAUAUGCCACCUGGGAACACAACACAGAAAACCAGCUCAGGCUACUGCACCUCUUCACAACAUCCGGAAGGCAGACAAGCAAAGCCAUCCUGGACCUCUCCCCCUGGAAAAUGUCAGCCCUUGUUCAGGUCCAUGCAAGUCAGCCCAGUUCCUUCCUUGAUCUCAAUCACCUUGGCCAGGAAAUGUCCCUGAACGUUAACACUGAGAACCAGAAGGCCAGCUGGAAAAGUGAGAUCCAGGUUGACUCCUUGUCUCUUCAGAGCGAUGUACAACUUUCCAAUGACCAAGAAGAGGCACGCCUUGACAUUGCAGGUUCCUUAGAAGGGCACCUACGGUUCCUCGACAGUAUCGCUCUACCAGUUUAUGACAAGACUUUAUGGGAAUUUCUAAAGUUGGACGUAACCACCAGCAUGGAUAGCAAACAGUAUCUGCGCGCUUCAACGGCCCUUGUAUACACCAAAAACCCUAAUGGCUACACUUUCUCUGUCCCUGUGCAAGAAUUGGCUGAUAAAUUUAUUAUUCCUGGACUGAAACUAAAUAAUCUGAACUCAGUUCUUGCCACACCUACGUUCCAAGUCCCGUUUACAGAUCUUCAGGUUCCAUCCUACACACUUGACUUCAGUGAAAUAAAAAUCUACAAGAAGCUAAGUACUUCGCCAUUUGCCCUCAAUGUGCCAGCACUACCCAAAGUAAAAUUCCCUGAAGUUGAUGUGUUAACAAAGUAUUCUGGAUCAGAGGACUCCUCAGUACCCUUUUUUGAGAUCACCGUGCCUGAAUUUCAGUUAACUAUGCCCCAGUUUACCUACCCACACAGCAUUUCCAUUGGUGCCACUGUUUUGGAUCUCAAUGAGCUGGCCGGCAAGAUUGCAGACUUCAGGUUGCCAGACAUCACCUUGCCUGAGCAGACCAUUGGGAUUCCUUCCGUUAAGUUCUCUGUACCUGCUGGAAUGUACAUCCCUUCCUUUGGCGCACUGACUGCGCGUUUCCGAGUGGCCUCACCCCUGUAUAAUGCUACUUGGAGCGCUGGUUUGGAAAACAAAGAAGGUCAGGUUGAAACAUCCCUGGAUUCCACAUGCAGCUCAGUCGUAAAGUUCCUGGAAUAUGACCUUAAAGCUGUGGGAACACAGAAGAUUGAAGGUGGCACGUUAGUCUAUAAGACUAAAGGAACAUUUACACACCGUGACAUCAGCGUAGAAUAUAAAGAAGAUGGCAGAUACCAAGGAGCUCUGGACUGGGAAGGAGAGGCUCGCCUGGACGUCACCAGCCCAGCGUUCACCGAUGUCCAUCUGCGCUACCAAGCAGGUAAAAAUAUCUACUACUCGGCAGCCUCUCCAGCCAUAGGCACGGUGGCCACUGACUUGGAAGCAAAUAAUGAUACCAUAAAAUACAACUUCUACUACCGCCCUCAGUCAUCUCCAGAUAAAAAACUCAGCAUAAUCAAGAUUGAGUUUAGGUACCCAUGCUCUGAAUCGAAUGAGAAAUUUCAGACGAAAGUUAACUGGGAAAGAGAGGCAGUGUCUGAACUGCUAAGCUCUGUGAAAGACAACAUCCCCAAGGCAACAGUGGCCCUUUAUAACUAUGUCGACAAGUGCCACCAGGAGUACACAGGGCUUAAUCUGAGAGAGGUGUCUUUAAAGCUGAGAAGAAGUCUGCAGAACACUGCUGAGCAGACCUACCAAGGAGCACUGAGUCUCAUCGAUGAGGUGGACAAGACACUCGAACUCAAGAGGGUAGCCAGAGGCGCUAAUAGGACCUACCAGCUGUGGAAUGACAAGGCCCAGAUUCUGUAUCAGGAGCUCUUGGAUCAGGAGGGCCACGUCAAUCUCCAGAGACUCCAAAAUAAGGUGCUUGACAGCCUAAUAAGAGUUACUGAGAAAUAUGAAAAAAUAGUCAAGCAUCUGAUUGACUUCUUCAUUGAUUACCUGAAGUCGUCCAGAUUCCAGCUCCCAGGAAGAGCCGGAUCGUACUCUGGAGAUGAACUCUGCACUAUGGUUAUGAAGGAGGUAGGGAAGGUACUGUCCCAGGUACAUUCAAAAAUCCAUAAUGGUUUAGAAAUGCUGUUUUCUUAUUUCCAAGACCUGAUGGAGAAAUCUGAAUUAAAUGAGUACCUAAAGAUUAAAUUUCCUUUUGAUCCAACCACUCUUAAACUAGCAAAUGUAACCCUGGUGCUCAGGAAAGAUUUGAACACUUUAUCACAAAUGGUCCGAGGGGUAUUGAAUGCCCUCCAAGUUAACAGAACUACAGAGAUACUAGGUGAUCUUCAGAGAUGUUUACAAGGUGCUUUCGAAUACAUAGAAAAAGAAAUUAACAACCUAAAGACGAAGAACCUCAUUAAUGAUAUCAAACACCAGAUCAACACCAUCUUCAACAGUUAUGGUCAAUAUGUUUCUAGAUUCCUGAAAAAAACCUCACACCUUGACUUUGAUAAGAUUAAUGAACUGGUUCAGAACAAACUUCAAGAAGCUUCUCAUGAGUUAGAGCAGAUCUGUAAAUUCGUAAAGGCUCUUCGCAAAGAAUAUUUUGAUCCAACUGUGGUGAGCUGGAGAGUGAAAUAUUAUGAACUUGAAGAAAACAUAAUCAGCCUAAUCAAGAAGUUAGUAGAUGUCCUUAAGGACUUGCAUUCCAGAUACACUCUCAGUGCUGCUGGCUUCACUUCCCAACUCUCAGGUGAUAUCCAGGAAUAUCUUCUCACCCUUGCUGAUGCAAACGCAAAAGGGAGAGAGAAGAUUGUAGACCUUUCUACCAGUGCUCAGAGAAUAAUUAAAAACUCAACCAUUGCAAUGAAGGAAAUCAUUUCUGAUUACCACCAGCAGUUCAAAUAUAAACUACAGAAUUCUUCAGACCAGCUCUCUGGUUAUUAUGAAGACUUCAUUGCUAAGUCCCAAAGAUUGAUUGACCUGCACAUUGAAAUAUAUCAAAUACUUCUGGCACAUAUCACUGACUUACUAAAAGCGCUGCAAUCGGCCAUAGCCAAUUACCUAAAGGUUGCUCCAGGAGAAUUAAUUAUCACCUUCUAAUUUUUGUAAAGCAAUUCGCAUUUAUUCUUCUACUCCAAUUAAGCUUCUGCAUAGCAGGAAAAAAUUCAAACUGUAUGCAUUGUAUAAUUAUACACUGAGCCAGUCCUGCAGCAGGCAGCUGACUAUGGGCCUCAGCUCAAGGCAACUGGACCUGCACUGAGGCUGGUGGAAGGUGUCUGAAGAUCU
Miniopterus natalensis is the source of this 13830-nucleotide messenger RNA. Lineage: Eukaryota; Metazoa; Chordata; Mammalia; Chiroptera; Miniopteridae. The record is from RefSeq and is a predicted model, not a curated record.